Molecule: messenger RNA, 984 nt
Organism: Brassica oleracea var. oleracea
Lineage: Eukaryota; Viridiplantae; Streptophyta; Magnoliopsida; Brassicales; Brassicaceae
Exons: 2
Coding region: 1-984 (327 amino acids)
Source: RefSeq, a predicted model, not a curated record
AUGACCACCAUUAUCAACGCAGAAGCUUUAGUCUUGUUCUCACUUUCUCGCAAAGGCAUCGAACUUCGAGUUCUUGUAUACGUCGACGACUUGCUGAUGCUCACAUGCUUGAUGCUUCAGCGUUUUAAAGAAUAUUUGGGGAGGUGUUUUGCAAUGAAAGACCUAGGAAAACAUAAAUAUUUCCUUGGUAUAGAGUACAGUCUCGACAUCGUUGCUGAUACAGGAAACCUGGGCUCCAAACCUGCUUUGACACCUCUUGAGCAGAACCAUAAGUUGGCGGAAUCAAAGGGCCCGCUUCUUGCUGAUCCAAAGAAGUAUCGACGGCUCUUGGGACGGCUGAUUUAUCUUCUUAACACUCGUCCUGAUCUCUGUUACUCCAUUCACAUACUCUCUCAGUUUAUGAAGUCUCCGCGGGAAGAACACUGGCAGGCAGCUCUUCGUGUAGUUCGGUUCCUGAAAGGAACACCUGGACAAGGGAUUAUACUCAAGUCUGACCCUGAUAUUCCUCUAACCAUUUACUGCGAUGCAGAUUGGGGGGCUUGUCCCUUGUCUCGACGUUCACUCAGUGCCUUCGUCGUUAUGCUUGGUGGAUCUCCUAUAUCUUGGAAAACAAAGAAACAGAAGACGGUCUCUCAUUCCUCUGCAGAAGCAGAAUACAGAUCAAUGUCUACAGCACUCCGUGAGAUCAAAUGGAUUCAGCGUCUUCUCAAAGAUCUGGGGGCGGAGCAGACACAGCCUACACGUUUCUUCUGUGAUAGUAAGGCUGCAAUACACAUUGCAGCAAAUCCCGUUUUCCAUGAACGAACGAAGCAUAUUGAAUCAAGUCAUUCAGUUCGCGAUGCAGUUAAGGAUGGAACUAUUGUCACUCAGCAUAUUCGUACAGAGUCUCAGAUUGCUGAUAUCCUAACAAAGGCAUUGGGUCGAGCUACAUUUCAGAAUCUAGUGUCCAAGUUGGGCAUUGUGAAUCCACACUUUCCAACUUGA